AUGGCGUCCGGCGGCUGGUGCUGGCUGCGCGGCCUUUGGGCCGCGGGGCAGCCCCUGUUCCAAGGCCGUGCGUUGCUCGUCACCAACACUCUGGGCUGCGGCACUCUCAUGGCGGCCGGGGAUGGAGCGCGCCAGUCCUGGGAGAUCCGCGCCCGGCCCGGCCAGAAGUUUGACACGCGGCGCUCAGCGAGCAUGUUUGCUGUGGGCUGCAGCAUGGGCCCUUUCCUGCACUACUGGUACCUCUGGCUGGACCGCCUGCUCCCUGCAUCUGGCUUCCGUGGCCUCCCAAACGUCCUCAGGAAGGUCCUCGUCGACCAACUGGUGGCCUCUCCCAUGCUGGGCGUCUGGUACUUCUUGGGCCUUGGCUGCCUGGAGGGCCAGACCCUGGGCGAGAGCUGCCAGGAGCUGCGGGACAAGUUCUGGGAAUUCUACAAGACUGACUGGUGUGUGUGGCCUGCUGCGCAGCUGGUGAAUUUCCUCUUCGUGCCCCCCCAGUUCCGAGUCACCUACAUCAACGGCCUGACGCUGGGCUGGGACACAUACCUCUCCUAUCUGAAAUACCGGAUCCCAGGCCCCCCAGCGCCCCCAGGCUGUGUGGCCCUGGGCACUGUGCAGACUGAGCUGCCCCACACUGCCACCACAUGCCAGCCAGGGCAAGACUGACCCUCAGCUGACCUGGGCAGGAAGGGGAACGGACUGCUGGGCCCAGUCCUAGGCCCACCCUGAUUCCUAGGCAUCCGGUUGGGCUGCCCCUUCCAAGCCCACUGCCGGGCCUCUGUUUCUCCAUCUGGAACACAACCAUGAAGAUGGACCGUCAUCCCCCAACCCUUCUGGGAGAGCCUCAAGUGACUGGUGACAGAUGUUCCACCCUCAGCACUGGGCCUCAGCCAGCCAGCUAGUACCAAGCCCUCAACACUCCUGCGGGCUGGACUCUGGGACCAAGGUGGGGACAUCGCCCAUACACUUGGAGCAGGGCCCCCAGAAUUUGGAGCCUUGGGUGGGGUGUGUAGCCUCCAGUCUCAUCGUCUGUUCGUGGACUAUGGAAGUACAGAGAAUUAAAUUCUCUUUGUAAUUGAAAA
Orcinus orca (killer whale) is the source of this 1079-nucleotide messenger RNA. It is a transcript of the gene MPV17L2, whose product is annotated as MPV17 mitochondrial inner membrane protein like 2. The coding region runs from base 1 to 663 and encodes 220 amino acids. Gene Ontology annotation, biological process: mitochondrial ribosome assembly. The transcript has 5 exons. Gene Ontology annotation, cellular component: membrane; cytoplasm. The record is from RefSeq and is a predicted model, not a curated record. NCBI's taxonomy places the organism in Eukaryota, Metazoa, Chordata, Mammalia, Artiodactyla, Delphinidae.